AUGAUUUGCUCGGCUGCGAGACGCUACACGCUUCGAGCUCUCUCAAGGGGGGGAGCGCCCAGAACCAGAACUUCCUCUGUUGUGCCGUCGACCUCCAGUGCUGCCGUCUGGUACCGCACUCACAUGAAUCACGGUGGAGAUCCCAAUCUGAAAGAUGUCUCUGCUACGGCGCCAGGACCUCGCUCUGCAGGCAUUGGAUUGGGAUUGGAAGGUGCUACCGGUCUCCACAAUAUCCUUCGACUCCUGGAGAGUUCUCAUGGACCACACGCCGUGGCGCUGCCAUCAUCGCAAGGGUUUGCCUGGCACCCAGAGGCGAAAAUCUGGACACACAAUGACACGGAGGGGUGGAUACUCACCAGUAUCGACAGUAGUAGUACGGAACAACAAAGUAGUCGCACAGCUACCAUGACGACUCCAUCGGUACAAUGGCUGAUUUUUUCAGAUGCCAGAACCGCACUGGCCAAAGUCAUGGGCAUGGAUGGAUUGCCCCGUUAUUUGUCCAUUUUGCAACUCGAUGAACACAAACCGCACAAUGACGGAUGGAGAAUUGUGCGAGAAGUCAUUAGUGCUGGUGGACGCAAUUAUCCUUCCAAAUCCUUCACCCAGUUUAUUGACGGUGGGAGUAGUGACCACGAGACGCCGCAAGACUGGCAAGCUCCGGCCGGACACUUUUUGGAAAUUCCAAUGACCACCUAUUUGGACGGGGUCCUCACGCAGACUAUUCACGGGUUUGAAGCCUCUCAACAUGACGAUAUUGUAUCCAUUGAUGUCCUGCCCUGUGGAAAUGCCGCGGCUGCCGUCGUAAGAGUUGGAAAUGGAAAUCAGUCACAAGUCUUUGAAGAUCAUUUGCUAUUGGGACGAUCCAAAGGUGUAGAGGAUUGGAACUAUUGGCGCAUCUUAUCCAAGACGUUUUCACCCCAUCCAUGGCCACAAGAUGAUGAUGACUUGAAUAGUACUACGUCGAAGACGACGACAAUAUAA
Seminavis robusta is the source of this 981-nucleotide messenger RNA. NCBI's taxonomy places the organism in Eukaryota, Bacillariophyta, Bacillariophyceae, Naviculales, Naviculaceae. The record is from the annotation of a GenBank genome assembly.